Oryza brachyantha (malo sina) is the source of this 1627-nucleotide messenger RNA. Its product is annotated as chaperone protein dnaJ GFA2, mitochondrial-like. The record is from RefSeq and is a predicted model, not a curated record. Gene Ontology annotation, molecular function: heat shock protein binding; ATP binding. The transcript is spliced from 18 exons. Gene Ontology annotation, biological process: protein refolding; response to heat. NCBI's taxonomy places the organism in Eukaryota, Viridiplantae, Streptophyta, Magnoliopsida, Poales, Poaceae. The coding region runs from base 87 to 1361 and encodes 424 amino acids. Gene Ontology annotation, cellular component: cytoplasm.
CUCGUCUCCCACUUCACCGUGGGAGUGGACCGGCCGACCGCUCGCUCUCCUUCUUCCCCAACGAGGUAGGGUUCCGUCCCGCCGCCAUGGCGCGCGCCGCCGCCUCCAGGCUCGCCGCCGCAGCGACCUCCUCAUCCUCCUCCCCGCUCGAGCUGUUCUCCCGCCACCUCGCCGCCGCCUCCUCGGCGUGGGGCGUCGCUCCAUCGCGGGCGCCCAAUCCAGGGAGGGAGAGGAGGAGCGCGAGCUGGUGGUGCCCUACCAGGUCGUUCCAUGCCACAAGGAGAAUGAAUGCAAGGGAUUACUAUGAUGUUCUUGGAGUGAACAAGGAUGCAUCUGCAUCGGACAUAAAGAAGGCAUAUUAUGUGCUCGCAAAGAAGUUUCACCCUGAUACUAAUAAAGAAGAUUCUGACGCUGAAAAGAAAUUUCAAGAAGUUCAACGUGCCUACGAGGUUUUGAAGGAUGAAGAUAAACGUGAAACAUAUGACCAGCUUGGAGCAGAAGCUUAUGAGCGCCAAGCAUCAGGUGGUGGCCCUGGCCCAGAUGAUUUCUCUGGGAGACAUCCAUUUGGUGACAUUUUUGGUGAUAUGUUUGAUAAUCCUUUCGUCAUGAGAGGAGGUCGAGAUGUCAAGGUUCCAAUUGAACUAUCAUUCAUGGAAGCUGUCCAAGGCUGCAGAAAAACUAUUACAUAUGAGGCUGAUGUUUUCUGUGAUACUUGCAACGGAAGUGGUGUUCCUCCUGGCACUAUACCUCAAACAUGUAAAUCCUGUCGAGGUGCUGGUGUGAUAUUCAUGCAGAGGGGUAUAAUGAGUAUAGAAACUACUUGUUCUCGGUGUGGUGGAAGUGGGAAAAUUGUGAAGAAUUUUUGCAAGACAUGCAAGGGCGAACAGCUAGUGAAGGGGAAAAAAUCAGUUAAGCUCGACAUAAUGGCUGGUAUCGAUGAUAGUGACACUAUGAAGGUUUGUGGAAAGGGUGGUGCAGAUGUUGAGCGCAAUAAACCUGGUGAUCUUUAUAUUACCAUCAAGAUCAGAGAGGAUCCUAUCUUCCGUAGAGAAGGCAACCAUGUGCAUGUUGACGCUAUUAUAAGCAUUGCACAGGCUGUGCUAGGUGGAACUGUCACAGUACCAACCCUUACGGGCAAUGUUUCAGUCAAGGUUCGCCAAGGUACCCAACCAGGAGAAAAGGUUGUUCUCCGGGGCAAAGGAAUAAAAGCACGGAAUUCCCCAGCUUAUGGGAAUCAGUAUAUUCACUUCAACGUCCGAGUUCCAACGGAAGUGACACGACGACAGCGCGAGUUGAUGGAGGAAUUCGAUAAAGAGGAGUGCAGCGAAGGGGAGAGAGUUGCAGCAGCUGCCUCUGGAUGAAAUUUUGGCGCACCCAUUCGUUGAUUGCUUAUACAUAAUAAGUCGAUAGCCGCAGCCCCUAUUACAGGGGCUCGGUAUACCGUAUUAUACAUGAUGUAGUCUUUAGAUUGCAGGUUUUUCAUUGUAUGAUAUGCACGCUAAGGCUAAAUUAUUUGUAACAUUUUGACCUUUUAUUUAUUAUUGUGGCACUGAUGUAGCAGCUAGAACUGUAGGAACAUAUAAUCUCAGCAACAUUCCUAAAUGAGAAUGUAGUAGAACCGAAGGAA